AGGAAGAGGAAACUUUACAAGAUAGAAAAGAGAAAAACGAGUUUUUAAAAUUUUUACAGUUUUUAGGUGUUGAGCAUAAAAAGAAGAAAGAGAAAAAAGACAUGGCUGAAAUUGAAAAUGUCGAAUGUUCUAUUCCUAUUUCUGAUUUUGAACAAUUAUUUGCUAAAAAAGACGAUAAAGAACAGUUAGCCUGGAAACAACUGAAGACAGUAAAAUAUGAAAGAGACAUUAUUUACUUUGGCUCGAGAACAAAUAUUUCUUGGCAGGUAGAAAAAGACAUUAAAUUUCAAGAUGAACUUGGUAAAAAAAAUGAUGAUUCAAACAAAGUAAACUUCAUACCACAAAAAGAGUUAAUUGAAAAUGAUAUAAAAAACCAGACACUUCGAAAAUUUACAUCAGAGAUUGAAGAGAAGGAUAAACUAUAUUCACAAACACCCAAAUGGGAUGGUAAGAUAAAUGAUAAAAAUAGUAAACUUCCAGAUCAACGCAUUUUCAAAAAUCAGAAACAAAACUGGCUAUUGGAUAUAGAUCCUUGGCUUGCAGAAGAAGAACCUUGGAAAACAAUGGAAGCAGAAGAAAAAUGUUUUUCGCUUAAAUUAAUUCCAGAUAAUAUUCUCAAUAUUAGUGAACAUUCAAAAGCAGAGAAAAACGACACAGUUCAGAAAAAGUGUGAGGAGGAAAUGGUUAAUAAAGUAGGUAAAAAGAAAAUCAUGCUACAAAAAUAUCUUACAACCCAAGAAGAGAAUCUCUUUGCAGAGUUGAAAAAAGAAGCAGAAAAAAACUAUCACGAAUUAAACAAAAACUUACUACUUUCAGGGAAAUUAAAUGAUUUUGAGAGGAAAUGCUGUAAAGUUUACAAGAAGAACCAUAAAUGUAAGCGACUACCAACGAAAGAAAAACAGGAUGAUGAUAAAAAUUAUUAGAAGACUCCAAUAAAUUGAUUUCUCAAAAAUACACCGACGAAGAGAAACCAUUACAUCCGUUGUUUGGCAACAAAGCUGUAUUGGCAAAACAGUUUUUAAAAAAAGAAAAAAUACAAUUUUCUUUGUGUCAUCAAGACACUAUUAAAGAAAUUUAUAAGAAGAUAGCAAAGCCUCAGCACAAACAACAUUCCAAGCUGAACAAGAGAGAAAAAGAAAUUAAGAGAACGUUAAAACCUUGUCCUAUAACAAUUUAUCCCAUACAGAAAUUUACAAUUGAAAAAGAUCCAAAGGAAAAUUUAUCAUCUAAUCGAGAAAAAUUAUCUGAGCUCCAGUGGAUAGUCAAAGAAGGAAAAAAUGACAAAAACAGCGAGGCAGAAGAUGAAUACAAUUUGAAAUUUGUAAAUUUGAAAUUUUA
Cimex lectularius (bed bug) is the source of this 1338-nucleotide messenger RNA. RefSeq lists its product as uncharacterized. Lineage: Eukaryota; Metazoa; Arthropoda; Insecta; Hemiptera; Cimicidae. The record is from RefSeq and is a predicted model, not a curated record. The coding region runs from base 102 to 923 and encodes 273 amino acids. The transcript is spliced from 2 exons.